AAGCAGAAGAAGAAGAAAAAUAAGAAGAAGAAGUAGAAGAAGAAGAAAGAAGGAGGAGGAGGUGGAGGAAGAAGAGCGAUAAAAAGAGCGGUGUAGACAGGUUGUGAGGCGAGUGAGAUCGCGAUCUAGGUCGCGGGUUAGUCCCGCAAACAAAAUCGCAGGAGAAGAAAAAAGGACAAAAACGUGGACGAGGAUAUAGGGGAGGACGUGGACGAGGAGGACGGAGCUGAGGACGGAGAGCCGAGAACGUGAGGAACGAAGGGUAAAAAGAUAGGGAAGAGGAGGAGGUAGUGGUGAUGAAAAGAUCGACGUCGACUCUCCAUUGGUGGUGUAGGAAGUACGAGUCGAGUUGUGUGGCAAAAAAAAGACCGACGAAGAAGCUCGUAGAGCUAAACAAAAUAGCGAAGGUGGAGCUGCCGAAGAAGAGGCGUUCCUAUCAUCGUCGGUGGUGUCGUCGAUCGGUCGUAACGCGACGAGGUGGUUUGGAAAAUAAUGCGCGUUAGAUACGUGACGGCGAGAAAAAGGACGCCGACGCCGAGGGCGAUCAAGAUUAACGGAAAGUGUGGAAUUAAGGCGACGACGGCGACCAAGACGACGACGGCAACCAAGACGACGACGACGACGACGACGGUGGUCGGCCGUCGAGCGGCAACGAUAGCGGUGGCGAAAACGGCGACCAAGCCGACAAGGACGACGACGACGACGACGACGACGGCAAACAAGAACAAGAUCAAGACCAAAACGACGAAGACGACAAGAUCGACUACGAAAACGCCGUUGAUAAGAAGACGAAGGAGAACAACGGCAAUCGCUAACGUUGUCAACGACAACAGAGUCGUAAGGAGGGAACAACUGCAGCCGAGAAAUCAGCCGCGACGGUAUUUAAUACAACGCAAUUAUGUACGCGUACGGUUUCGAAAUCACGUAGUACUCGAGGUGUAAUUAUGUUGUUGUUGUUGUCGUCGUCGUCUUUGCACGGCGCGCCCUGUGCAUCUUCACGGUGAAAAUCUGGCGUGAGAGUUGCCGCGGUGGAACGGGGAACAUGGCGUCGGUCUCGGCUGAGACUCGAUCCAGCCAUGGGCACAGUUUUGCUAAGAAGACGUUUCACAAGCCAACGUACUGCCAUAGCUGCACGGACAUGCUCUGGGGCCUUAUUCAGCAGGGGUACAUCUGCGAAGUUUGCAACUUCGUGGUGCACGACCGCUGUCUCAAGGCCGUCGUGUCUCCCUGCUCCAACAUCGCGGCAAGUCUGAUUAAGAACCCGGUUGCACAUUGUUGGACCGAACCGGUAACACGGAAAAAAAAAUUCUGCAAUGUCUGUCGGAAACGGUUGGACGAUAAUUUGUGUAUACAUUGCCAAAUAUGCGAGUAUUUCGUCCACACGGAUUGUCAGGACUUUGCGAUGGCAGAUUGCAAAGAAAACGCAACUUAUUUACCUGAAAAGGAUUUGGCUGCUGUAAAGCAUACGCAUCAUUGGAGAGAAGGAAAUCUUCCCAGCAAUUCCAAAUGUGCCGUAUGCAAGAAAAAUUGUUUCUCUGCCGAGUGCCUUUCUGGGUUUCGUUGCGAAUGGUGCGGCGUAACGUCGCACGCAUUCUGCUACAAAAGCAUCCCCACCGAAUGUACGUUUGGGAAUUUGGAAUCAAUUUACCUACCGCCGCAUGCCGUCAGUAUUCCACGUACCGAAGUACCAAUGGAAGCGAUUAUAGGAGUUCAAGUGCGUCGUAAAGAAGUCCUGGCGCGUGAGUAUUCUUACCAUAACAUCGGAGAGCAAUUCGAUUUCGCUGAGAGUGAACAAAUUGGGGCUGCAGGCUGCCUAGCUGAAGCUUUGAGGCGCCUUUCACUAAUUUUGCCACGUAGCUGCCAUGGAAAUUGUCAUGCUUCCCCUCCCUAUGUUCGAGCAAGAAGCAUAUCGGAGGAAUUUAGCAGCGGCGAUGCUAAGUCUCGCGAUAACGACGAAUCCGGACAAGCUCCGCAUGGCCGUGAUCCACGAUAUAAGGAAGAUAAAGAAAGAGGCGACGAAGAGUCGAUUAAGGUAUACGAUGGUAAUAGCUCUUUGAAGCGCCAAAUAUAUCGAGUAAUCACGAUAUCUAGACAAGCUAGCACGGAACAAAUUUUAACAUCCGCGCUUCGUGCAUUUCAUAUCACGAAAGAUCCCGGUAAUUUUUACUUAACCGAUCUAUACGCUGCGGAAGAAAGUGAGCUGUGCGAUCCGACACCGAUUCUAAACUUGAAUCGUAAAGAACCCAAGCGUCUGGCAGUCUUCUUGCGAUUUAAGGAUAACGAUGCCGGAGAAGUACGAGUCUAUCCUGGAAAAUUACAAAUAUCAGAAUCUUUCUGCAUUGUACCUGUAACUGAAACAACGACAGUCUCAGAUUUAAUCCAGGAAUCCCUUCAAAGGUUUAAUGUGCAAAAUAUCAAUUCCGAAGAUUACACGUGUAGACAAAUUCUCUUGGAUCGUGAUGUAUCCGGCCGUGUUUUAUCACCGGACGAAAAACCAUGGGAAAUAGUGAAACAGCUAGGUAAAGAUUCCAUCAGGCAAAUGGAAUUGAUGCGAUUUUAUUUACAGUUAAGACAAGAUCCCCAUGGACCUAAUCAGGCAUUAUUCGUGGGCAAUUUGCCACCGAAUCUUUCCGAACGAAAUUAUGAAAACAUGUUGACCGAAUUUUUAGGAAGAGAAAACAAAUUCUCGUCCAUUGGCCCGAUCUAUUACGAAUAUGGUUCGAUGGUUAUUAUAUACGAAGAUUCGAAUAAAGCUGUUAAAGCACUAUAUACUUUGCGUGAAUCAAAAUACGAAGACAAAAAUCUUUUGGUUAUGUUAUUACCGAGUAUUGAACCAAGUAUGGUACCAGCUGGUGUUCAACCGUUACUUGUAUUUGUUAACGUGAAAUCUGGCGGUUGCCAAGGGUUACAGUUGAUUUCUAGUUUUCGUAAACUUUUAAAUCCUUUUCAAGUGUUUGAUCUGGAUAACGGUGGUCCGCUUCCCGGGCUUUACGUUUUUCGUCUUAUCAAACACUACAGAAUUUUAGUCUGUGGUGGAGAUGGAACGAUAGGAUGGGUUUUACAAUGUUUGGACAACGUCGGUCAAGACAGCGAAUGUUCUUCACCAGCCUGCGCUAUUGUACCGUUAGGAACAGGAAAUGAUUUGGCUAGAGUAUUAUGUUGGGGAUCUGGAUACACGGGUGAUGAAGAUCCGUUAAAUUUACUACGAGAUGUUAUCGAUGCAGAAGAAAUUAUAUUGGACAGAUGGACGGUGGUUUUUCAUCCAGAAGAAAAGGAUGACAAGUCCCAAAUGGCUAGUUGUGCCGCAGUAGGUCCAAGCUCAACAAGCGAAGACAAUACGCAAAUAUUUGUAAUGAAUAAUUAUUUCGGGCUUGGAAUCGAUGCAGAUCUAUGCUUAGAUUUUCACAAUGCGAGAGAAGAGAAUCCCAACAAGUUCAAUAGCAGGAUUCGAAAUAAAAGUGUAUACGUGAAAAUGGGUUUACGUAAGAUGGUUGGUCGUAAGCCGUGUAAAGACUUGCACAAUCAAAUUAAAUUAGAAGUAGAUGGUAAACUAGUGGAAUUGCCUCAAGUAGAAGGAAUAAUCAUUCUCAAUAUUUUAAGUUGGGGUUCCGGUGCCAACCCUUGGGGACCAGAUAAAGAAGAUCAGUUUAAUAAACCAAACCAUUGGGAUGGUAUGUUGGAAGUUGUAGGAGUUACAGGCGUUAUACAUCUAGGACAGAUUCAAUCUGGUCUCCGAGCAGCAAUGAGGAUAGCGCAGGGUGGGCAUAUAAAAAUACGUUUGAACUCUGAUAUGCCGGUACAAGUAGAUGGCGAACCGUGGGUCCAGAGUCCAGGAGAAAUAGUAGUUCUAAAAUCUGCAUUAAAGGCAACGAUGCUGAAGAAGACCAAGGGUAAAAUGAAGCGGCGUAAUACAGAAUCCAGCAUGCAGCUCUCACUACAGGCUGCGCCCUCGAACGAUCCAGAUUCUGAGAACUUCUGAGUGAAAAAAACCUACCGUGCGAAGGUGGUGGUCAAUAUCUUUGUCGCGCAGGAGCACGUAACACGAAAAUCAAUCGAUUAUACGAUGAUAACGUACGUCGUAUAACGUAUGUAAGCGGCCUCGAAAUUGUCACCGUAGCGAUUGUGCUGUUACGAACAUAUGAGCAACUUUACUUUCUACAAACACAAACAGUUACUUUGGCAAGUGAAGUAGAUAAGAUUUUCAAAUAAGAACUCACGAUAAGAUUCAUUGAAAAUAAGAUCAGUGAUAUCUUGGAUGUACGUUCACAUGUUGCUAGGAUGAAACUAGAUCUCAUUUCUAAAUGUUAAUAAUCAUAGCAGUGUAUGUAGCUUGUCGAUCGAUAUUUUUUUAGUUAACUUAUAAUAGAACGUAACACACACGAUAAUGUUACCUCACGAACUUUUCAAAACAGUAUUGAGAUAAAAAUCAUAAGCUACUUGCUCUCUUACAAUGUUCAUUUGCAUUUAUGUUUAUAUAACUUGUUAGAUUGGACACACAAAUGUAAUGUAUUAUAUAUUACGUUUCGUAUGGUAUUUUACCAAUUAUCUGGCAGUAUCACGGUAUGAAUCGAGUAAUGCGAUAUAAAACGCAAAAGAGACCGAGAGAGAAGGAGAGAUCCGUUGUUAUUAAUAUGUUAUAUAUAUAAAUAUAUAUAUAAAAUAUUAAUAUAUUUACAUAAUAUAUCGUAUUAGUAUUACGAUCUUACGUUGUGAUAUCUGUUAUAUAAUCUGAUUGCUGGGCAGUCUGGAAUUUAUAAACCAGUUGCAGUCAGAAAUUUCCUAGAAAUAAUUCAUAAUGAGAAAAAAAGUUAAUGUUACUUUCAAGUAGCGCCCCUCUAAGGCAAAAAAGCAAUUUUGCCAAUUCGGCUUCGACUUGUGUAAAAGGGCAGUGCCAUGGAUUAUCAAUCGAACGAGUAAAUGAAACAAAUAAUUAAAAAGAAAGAAAGAAUGAAAGAAAUAAAUUAGGGAGGUAGCUUGAUAACGUUCUAAAUUUGGCUCCGACAAACCAAAAUAUUCCAUGUUUGCUGGAACCAUCGGUACAGAUCGAACAUUCCACAUUAUUAUAGUAAAAAUAGAGAGAAAGAGAGAGAGAGAGAGAGAGAAUACGUAUUGUACAUUUUUAAAAAAAGCGACGAGUGUAUAAGAGAAAUUAGAUAGCGAUGAACAAAGUGAAGAUGAUAAUACCGAUGAAAUUGCGCUCUUUCUACAUGGCACGAAAAGCGCGCCUUUUAAACAUCGAGUAGCAAUUCCCGACACAAACGACUCUAUUCGAUAGCAUUGCUGAUUAUUUCAAGAGAAAAGUAUGGGAGAAAGUGUGUGUAUGUGUGCGGACGGAUGGGGUGGUCGGUCAUGUGCGAACGAGAGUUGGUUUUGGGAGUGAUAAAAAUGCGGUGCCAAACAGUUGUAAAUAAUACUAUAAAUGUAGGAGAUAAGAUGGAACUAGUCGUGGUGGCAUCUAAUGCAACGCAACAAAUGGAUGCAGUGCGACGUGUGUUGUCAUGCUGAUAUUAAUCCUAAGAAAGAAAAAUAUAAUCUACGGCGCGAUGUUUUAUGUGCGAGGAGGGAAAAACGAGUGUGAGUGUGAGAGUUUGUGUGUGUGUUGUGUGUAAGCAUGUUUAUGCAUGUGUGUGCGAGAGAAAGAGGACUUCUUUGACAACUUAAAUUAGGCAAAAUGGUCAAAGAAGAAAGUAACGUAGGUGAAGAGUGUCACUACUCUUGCGCUUAUAAGAGCAAGACCUCUUCGAUUGGUCGAUUUUGAAAGAAAAUCUUUUAGCGCCGUAUCGUCUUCGAUAAGGAUCUUUAAAUAGAUUUCGUUUCGUC
Polistes dominula (European paper wasp) is the source of this 5820-nucleotide messenger RNA. RefSeq names its product diacylglycerol kinase theta. Gene Ontology annotation, molecular function: RNA binding; ATP-dependent diacylglycerol kinase activity. Gene Ontology annotation, biological process: phospholipase C-activating G protein-coupled receptor signaling pathway. Gene Ontology annotation, cellular component: membrane. Lineage: Eukaryota; Metazoa; Arthropoda; Insecta; Hymenoptera; Vespidae. The record is from RefSeq and is a predicted model, not a curated record.